This is a messenger RNA of Cavia porcellus (domestic guinea pig), 5915 nucleotides long. It is a transcript of the gene Racgap1, whose product is annotated as Rac GTPase activating protein 1. Gene Ontology annotation, molecular function: GTPase activator activity. The coding region runs from base 243 to 2141 and encodes 632 amino acids. Lineage: Eukaryota; Metazoa; Chordata; Mammalia; Rodentia; Caviidae. Gene Ontology annotation, cellular component: centralspindlin complex; spindle midzone; cleavage furrow. Gene Ontology annotation, biological process: mitotic cytokinesis; mitotic spindle midzone assembly; Rho protein signal transduction. The record is from RefSeq and is a predicted model, not a curated record. The transcript is spliced from 18 exons.
AACCGGAGCUGGCGGCUCGGUGCUGCUCUGUCGUUGGGUGAGGCACGGAGUAAAGUGGAAGGCGGCCCAGGUGAGCCCCGGCUGACCCGGCAAAGGGAACGCUGGGGGCUGUGAGACUAGGGUCGUUUAACGCUGCCUUGUGGUAGAAAAGGGUGUUUCCAACGUGGCUAUUUAGGAUUAUUUAAGAAAAAUUCUAGCUGGGUACAGUGCCUGUAACUCCAGCACUGGGGAGGCUGAGAAAGAUGGAUACUACGAUGCUGAAUUUGCGGAAUCUGUUUGAGCAGCUUGUGCGCCGGGUGGAGAUUCUCAGUGAAGGGAAUGAACUCCAAUUCAUCCAGUUGGCGAAGGACUUUGAGGAUUUCCGUAAGAAGUGGCAGAAGACAGACCAUGAGCUGGGGAAAUUCAAGGAUCUUUUGAUGAAAGCAGAGACUGAGCGUAGUGCUCUGGAUGUUAAACUAAAGCAUGCACGUAAUCAAGUAGAUGUGGAGAUCAAACGGAGACAGCGAGCUGAGGCUGACUGUGAGAAGCUGGAACGACAGAUUCAGCUGAUUCGAGAGAUGCUCAUGUGUGACACAUCUGGCAGCAUUCAACUAAGUGAGGAGCAAAAAUCAGCUCUGGCUUUUCUCAACAGAGGCCAACCAUCCAGUGGCAAUGCGGGGAACAAAAGACUGUCAACCAUUGAUGAAUCUGGCUCCAUUUUAUCAGAUAUCAGCUUUGACAAGACUGAUGAAUCUCUGGAUUGGGAUUCUUCUUUGGUGAAAAAUUUCAAACUGAAGAAAAGACAAAAGAGGCGAUCUAGUAGCCAACAAUUUGUUGAUGGACCCCCUGGGCCUGUAAAGAAAACCCGUUCCAUUGGCUCCACAGCAGACCAGGGGAAUGAAUCCAUAGUUGCAAAAACGACAGUGACUGUUCCCAAUGAUGGUGGGCCCAUUGAAGCUGUGUCAACUAUUGAGACUGUGCCAUAUUGGACCAGGAGCCGAAGGAAAACAGGUGCUUUACAACCUUGGAACAGUGACUCUACUCUGGUCAACAGACCAGUGGAGUCAAGAAUAGAGACAGACACCACAAGCACACCACAGAAUAAUGGCGGAAUGCGUCUGCAUGAUUUUGUCUCAAAGACGGUUAUUAAACCUGAAUCCUGUGUUCCAUGCGGAAAGCGGAUAAAAUUUGGCAAAUUAUCUCUAAAGUGUCGAGACUGUCGUGUAGUCUCUCAUCCAGAAUGUCGGGAACGCUGUCCCCUUCCCUGCAUUCCUACCCUGACAGGAACACCUGUCAAAAUUGGAGAGGGAAUUUUAGCUGAUUUUGUGUCCCAGACUUCUCCAAUGAUUCCUUCUAUUGUUGUCCACUGUGUAAAUGAGAUUGAGCAGCGAGGCCUGACUGAGACAGGCUUAUAUAGGAUAUCAGGCUGUGACCGGACAGUAAAAGAGCUGAAAGAGAAAUUCCUCAGAGUGAAAACUGUACCCCUUCUCAGCAAAGUAGAUGAUAUCCAUGCCAUCUGCAGCCUUCUGAAAGAUUUCCUUCGAAACCUCAAAGAACCCCUUCUGACGUUUCGGUUGAACAAAACCUUUAUGGAAGCAGCAGAAAUCACAGAUGAAGACAACAGCAUAGCUGCCAUGUAUCAGGCUGUUGGUGAAUUGCCCCAGGCCAACAGGGACACAUUAGCCUUCCUCAUGAUUCACUUGCAGAGGGUGGCUCAGAGUCCAAGCACUAAAAUGGAUAUUCCCAAUCUGGCUAAAGUCUUUGGCCCUACCAUAGUUGCCCAUGCUGUGCCUAAUCCAGACCCGAUGACAAUGCUACAGGACACUAAGCGUCAACCCAAGGUGGUAGAGCGCCUGCUUUCACUGCCCUUGGAAUACUGGAGUCAAUUCAUGAUCGUGGAACAAGAAAACGUUGACCCCCUGCAUGUCAUUGAAAAUGCAAAUGCAUUUUCAACACCACAGACACCAGAUAUUAAAGUGAGCUUAUUGGGGCCUGUGACCACUCCUGAGCACCAGCUUCUCAAGACUCCUUCUUCAAGCUCCCUGUCACAGAAAGUUCGCUCCACCCUCGCCAGGAACACUCCUAGGUUUGGAAGCAAAACCAAGUCUGCCACCAACCUAGGACGACAAGGCAAUUUUUUUGCUUCUCCAAUGCUCAAGUGAAGUCACAUCUGCCUGUUAUUUCCCAGCAUUUACCAACUACAAGAAGAGGCACACCUGUACUGUGUUCUGCAGCCUUCUGUACUCAUUACUACUUUUAGCAUUCUCCAGGCCUUUAAUCAAGUUUAAUUGUGCAUGAGGGUUUUAUUAAAACUAUAUAUAUCUCCCUUUCUUUUUCCCCCAGUAACAUAACAUCAGCACCUUGUGCUGGUUGUCAUUUGGAGCUUUUAGAUUGGCACUCUUUACAUGAAUAGAGUGGUAACAUGGAAUUUAUUCUAAAUCUUUUUUGGGGUGGAGGGCAUACCUUUGGCCUAAAGCCAAAUGCUGCUUAUGAAAUGGCUUUUCACUUAUGUCACUAAGAACUAAUUUUCCUGAGGCAAUUGUGCUUCUUUAGUAAGACUGACUUGUUUCAGUGUGGGAAGUGGGAGGGCAGGGUAAAGAAAGGAUUUAAGAGAGAUUAGUGUGGCUCCUCCUCAGAACUCGGGAUUUCCUUCCCGUUAUGGACUGAAUUAUAGUGUGGAGCCUUCAUAAAAAUGAGAUAGGUGAAGGACAGAACUAGUGAUGGGAGUAUGCUUAGAUGUAAUUUGGUUUGAUUAGGUCUUAAUAGUAUAAAGUGACAUAACCUUAAAAAUGUGAUAUUACAGCUAGUGUUUAAUCUCUAAUGGACCUCUGUCUAGAUUUUUGGGUUGAUUGAGGUCAAAGCCAUUUUAUUCUCCAAACUUGAAUUCAUUCUGAUUGAUCUCCCACUCCUUGUCCAGUGGAGCCCUGUUUCUAGGUCAGUAUGUUGUCCAUGUGUGGCAUCUCACUAACAACAGUAGCUGUGAAGGAAGGUUAUCAGUAUUUCAUGUGGCAAGAAAAGUCAGUCAUUUUUGUCUUUGCACUUUGGAUGCUGAAAUUUUUCUAUGAAACAUAGCUAUAGUCAGAUAAAUAUGAGCAUCUUCUGUUAGAAUUAUUUCCAGGGUCUGUAAAAAUGGUUUUCUUACAUAGCCUAUUUCUGAUUCAUAUUAACCCUGUCUGUUAAGACACUUAUUUAGGAUGAUAUUUGCAAAAAAGUAAAUAGCUUUUUUAAAAUGAAUGUGAAGUUGGUUUUCUUGUCCUGGGCAGUAACUUUCAAAGCAUUUUGAGUACUGUUCAUCUCCAUUUCCUGCUCCAUGCACCUACCCCAACCUUACCACCUUCAGGAGUAUGCUUCUCUUUUCAUUCAUUUCUUGGUUUGUCCAAAUUGAAGUCCUAGAUUUGUCCUAUGAUUGUUAUCUUCUUGUUUUGAAGAAAGUACUUUAAACAAAAAAACCAAACUUAAACUUAGUCUUUGGAGACCAGAACAGUACAGAUUAAAAAAGAAAAAAUUGCUGCUGGCUGCCUGGACUAUCCUUCACUGCUGGAAGUGACUCUGAAGUGAGCUGGGAUGAUUAACUGAAGGCACCUGCUCUUGGAACUCUGAAGCUGGUGAACAGAAUGUAUCUGAGAUUGAACGUAAACAGUUGCAGGCUUAAUAUGUCGCUGUGGAGAGUGGAGGCAACCUCCUGGCUUUUUUCCCAGGAGGGGGCAGCUCUCACAGCGGGGCUCAUCUGCCUCAGCAAAUUGACAGAGGAUGGGUCCCACCUCUCUGCACCCUCCUGCACAUGCAUCCUGCUAGGCUUUAUUUUUUAAACUUCGUGUUCAGCGCUACUUCUUUUCCUGUCUUUGCAAGCCUCAAACUAGCGUGGGUCCGUAUUUGCUGUUGUGUCGUAUCUCCCCAAGGUGCAUUUGAAGUCUACUAAUGUAGAAGAAGUAAAUGGAUUGUGCAGCAUUAGUUAAAGCAAGACUGCCCUACACAGGAAUUGAUGGCACAUUAACGAGAAGGGAAAUGGUCCUGUGUGCCAGUGUUGGCACCAGUUGCUUACUUUCGGAGCUAGUCCGAGAAACCUUAGCCAUGAAAAUAAUUCUGAUUUUAGCAAACGGGAAUAUGUACCCUCUUUCAAUUUUAACAGUGCUUCAUGUGGAACAGCUUGAAUUUCAGGUGCUUUCUUAAUUAAAUUACUUUCCUGCAAUGUGAGAUCUGUGGAAAGGGGCCCAGUGCUUAGUGGUGGCAGGUCCCUCAUCUCUUGCUCUAACACUGCCACUCACUCCAUCUUUGAUGUACUUGAUUAUUUCACUUGCUAAUAAUGGCAGUUUAGAAUCUUAACAUACCUCCAUUCUCUUCAAUUUAUGUAAUGUUCCUGAAUUUGAUGUAUGUAUAACUAGGCAUGUAUCAUAUGGUUUAAUUCAGCAGCAACAAUUUGUGUUUGUUACUGAGUGUCAAACAGUUUUUCCUUAUGUAGGUGAAUUCCUUGGGGCUAGAGGUACAUACUUGUAAUCCCAGCUAUUUAGGAGCUUGAGGUGAGAGGUUGUAAGUUCUGGGCCAGCUGAGGGAAUUUAGAAUAUUAGCAAAAUCCUGUCUUAGAAUAAAAAUAAAGACUGGAUCUAUAGCUCAAUGCAGAGGUACUGGGUUCAAUCCCUAGUACUGCACAGAGAUUAGUGUAAAAAAGGAUAACUUCUUCAUUGAAUAUAGUAAUAGAAUACCAGAAAGGAUCUGAAUUUUGAUCAGAGGACAUUAGUUUGUACAGUUAAUUUAUUAGGGAUAAAAGUUAUUUUUGGUUAUGAGCUGAACCUAUGGCAACAAAGGGCCUUGAAUUUUAAACUCAUGCUUAAAUUAUUGGACAGCACAAAAUGACGUGGGAAAAUUGAAGAAAAGAAGGUUUGUUUUUCUUCAUGAAAUAUUCAGAAUAAAUUUUGGUUAAGUUUAGAGUUGCCCAGUGUGGUGUUGCCUGCCUGUAAUCCCAGCAGGAGGCUGAGGACAGGAAGAUCCUGGGUUUGAGGCCAGUUUCGUGGGCUACACAGGGAAUUCAAGGCCAAUCUGAACUGUAUAGUAAGAAUCUCUCUCAAAAAAACAAAAAACAAGGUGUAGUGGCACACACCUGUAAUCCCAGCACUGAGGCAGGAAGAUCACCACAAGUUCAAGGCCAGUCUGCACUGCAUAUUGAGACCUACUCAAAAAAGUUCGCAGUUAAGUUAAAUAUUUAUGGGUAUUUAAUAUACUAAAUUAUGUAAACAGUACAGAAUGCUGGGGGGUAGUACGGAAGCACCAACUGGCCAAUAAAUGUAAAAGAUGAGUGAACAGGGCCUUGAACAGCAUCCUUCCUUACGCAUCCCCGUACACAAAAACUCCCUGAACAUUACGGACUUUACUCACUCUAAUUGACAGUGGGGCUACGUUUCCUGACACCCUGAUCCAGUACCUACAAAGAGUUAAUUUCCCACUAUGUGAUGCGAUCAAAUAUACAGGGUGAUAAAAUACAUGCUAAAGCAAAGUUUUUAAAAAAUGGUUAUAGUUAAAAGAGACAUUGCCAUUAACUCUCUCUUGCUUUGAACAUUCUUGCCACUUUCUGAAGCAAUUCUGGAAGUUGUUUUUUGUGUCUUUAGUUGUGUGGGUGUGACUGUCUUGAUAUCCUUAGUCAAUUCAAAAAUGUUUAUUUUUCAUAUUCAUUUUGACCUACGGAAAGAAACAGAAGUCACACAGUACCAGAUGUGAUGAAUAAGGUAGAUGAGGGCACCAUGUUUGUAUAAGCCUGCCUCUAUAUUAGACAGUACUCAGCAGCACCAUCUAGCACAUUGUUGAUCACACCUGUGAAGACAUGAAAGUGGACUUCUAGACUUCAGAAAAUGGCAAGGACAAUGCAGUGUGUUCAGAUUGAGGGGGAAUAUUAUGAGAGAUAAUGGCAAUAUGUUUCAUAUUGUAGUAAAUUUUAAAGAUGGAAA